AUGAACUUGACACAGACCAGGACGCCAAACCGAAGCGUCAACAAAUAUGUCAAUUCCAUCUUCCAAGAUAUCAAGUCUGGCAAAUGGGGUAUUCCCCUCUCACCGGAGCAUUACCAUCCUUUGGUUCGCUGCCGGGCACAAAACGAGGACUUUGAAGGAGCAGAGGCGUCCCUCAUGGAAUGCAUAGACGCAUUCCCAUUCUCCUCUGUACCACCACGGCUUUUCAUUGCCCUCCUUGGCGAGUACCGUCGGUACAAUGACUUUGAGAGCGUAUGGAGGGUAUACCAAGCCUUGAAGGGAGACGGACGAACUUUGGAUCAACGAGUAUACGAACUCGUACAAGAUGUUCUCGUAGAAAGCCCAAAGGCUUUUCUGCGCGACCACAUCUUGGAGCUUCAAGCCGACUUCGAUUCCGCCAAAUUAGGGACCGUGAGCAAACUAUCCCUUCUCCUUUCGACGUUUCUAGCUUUAGGAGAGCAAGGAGAAGCUGAAAAUGCCGCACAAAAGCUUCUCAAAGCCCUUGAGGGCAUCUCAGUAACACGGACCGCGGAAUAUCGCGGCUGGGAUAUCUUGAUACGGUACUCCCUGUCACGGAAAGGUGUGGCUGCUACAAAGGAACUCAUCUCUCUCGCCAAAAAACAAGGAUACCGCCCAGGUAGCUCCCUUUUGCACCGGAUUAUCAUCGACCACGAGUAUACGACUUCCGAGCAACUUCUUGCCUGCGAGGAGGCUCUAUCUAUCGAAGCCGAUGCCAUUGCAUGGUCGCUCCUCGUCCACAGGGCCCUGGCUCUGCACGGUGUUGAUGCUGCAAUCGCUAUCUACGGUGAAAGCAAGCGCCGUGGAAUUCCUCCUCUCGCAUACAUGCUCCAUCCUAUUAUAAGGACACUUGUAGGGGGACAUCUACGAAAAACCCUCGAGUGGAAGAAUCUCGAACGUGCCCUCGUGCUUUAUGAAGAUCUUAGGAAUGCCGCCAGAGAGUGCACCCGCCAUACCGACCUAGGGUCUAUGCAGCAGGCGGAAGAUUCGCCUGCUUCGGCUCGCAUAUCUUCGCAAAAAACGCAGGCCGCCCGAAAAGUGUGGCCAGGUCCAGACUCGAUGAUAUAUGACACGCUAUUGCGGGCUAUUGCGCAGUUGGGACGUACAAUUGAUCCAAACACCUCAUUACCUGUCCAAUUGGCAAACAGAUCGACCCCUUCCAAUCCCCCGGACGACGGAGCUACCCCGAGUGAUGAUUCCUCGCCCUCCCAGAUGAAUCUCUGGGGUCUUGCCCUAAAUCUUUUGGACGAUAUGCGCCAACUCAAUGUCCCAUCGACUCCUAUGUCCACAACGGCAAUCAUCAUCCUCUGUAUGCGCAUUGCACCCACCUUUGGCAGUGCUUUUCAAGUUUAUCGCGCUUUGGUACAUGGUGACCAACUUCGAGAGCGAGCAACACUCGCUGACGAGUUUGAUGGCGGACUGUCAUCGUGGUCGGGUGGUGACCGCUACUUUAACCAGUUCGAACUGAACGCGAUGAGCUACGAGAAUAUCAUCCGCGGCUUUUGUACCUUGAAGCCCAAACACGAAGGUGGUGUUCUCACAUACCCACCGGCAGACCUCUACCUGCAAUUGGUAAAGGACAUGCAGUUGGCAGGCUACAGGAUCACAGAAGACGUAUAUAUGACGUUUCUCUAUCGUUUAGGGCGACAGGCCCGUGCAUUGCGUCUAUGGGAAAAGGAGACCUUUCCCUACUCAGAGGACGAAGUGGAAGGGGGCGAGGAUAUCGAGGCUCUGGACCCCAAGAACAUUGACUCUGACACUUUCUUGGACACCAGGCAGUCUAUCCUGCACAGUAUUCGCACGAUGCAUAACCACAUUGUCCUCAACGCCGGUAUCACACCCUCUAUCGAUCUCCUCAAUGCCAUGCUCGAUGCAUACAAUAAAGUUGCUGCCGUUCACGACGCGUUCAAAGUGUGGGACACUAUUUUUCUCUCACGUAUCUAUAACCAGCAGAGUGUCGCCAUUAUCAUGGAUACAUGUGGAUGGGCCAGAGUCGGGCACAAAGCAUCGCAAAUCUGGAACCAGCUCGUUCAGGUCGAUUUCCCGUUCAACAAAAACGAUUGGGAUAGCCGGGUGGAAUGUCUUUGUCGUGUCGGCAAGUUGGACGAGGCUCUAAAGGUCGUCUGUCUGGAGAUGCCUCUCCAGAACAAGGUCAACCUGUCACAGAUGCCUGAAGAGGAUGCCCCUGAUGUGUCUGUGGACGAUCAGUCACCGCCUUCACGGAUUGCGCGAAAUGCACGCCGUGAAGCGCAGAGGAAGGAACGAGACGUCAUGCCGGACGCCAAGACGUUAGCCGUACUCUUCAGCUUUGCGAGCAAGACGAACCAAGUUGAUGAAGUCAGAAAUCGCGUCAGGAGGUAUUUGCCUCAGGUUUGGCAAUCCAUUCCGGUCAAGCUGAAAAAGGUUUGGACACACGAGCUGUCCUCCAACGGAGAGGAAGGUGUCGAAGUGUCUUGA
Molecule: messenger RNA, 2493 nt
Organism: Serendipita indica DSM 11827
Lineage: Eukaryota; Fungi; Basidiomycota; Agaricomycetes; Sebacinales; Serendipitaceae
Source: the annotation of a GenBank genome assembly